This is a messenger RNA of Anopheles cruzii, 3336 nucleotides long. It is a transcript of the gene ValRS, whose product is annotated as valine--tRNA ligase. Gene Ontology annotation, molecular function: valine-tRNA ligase activity; aminoacyl-tRNA deacylase activity; ATP binding. Bases 72 to 3215 code for a protein of 1047 amino acids. The transcript is spliced from 4 exons. The record is from RefSeq and is a predicted model, not a curated record. Lineage: Eukaryota; Metazoa; Arthropoda; Insecta; Diptera; Culicidae. Gene Ontology annotation, cellular component: cytosol; cytoplasm. Gene Ontology annotation, biological process: valyl-tRNA aminoacylation.
UAGAACCAAUUUUCGUGCGCUACAGCAUUUGAAAUACAGUUUGAAACACUUCUCAACGUUAAAACGCCGUCAUGUCUCACCCGACUGCUGCUGUGAAGGAUGAUCUUUCCCAGGCAGAACCGGUGAAAACUGAAAAGCAGCUAAAAAAGGAAGCAGAAAAGGCGGCGAAGUUAGCAAAGUUGCAGGAGAAGUUAAACAAAAAACAGCAACAAGAACAGCAAUCUGCUACCAAACCGAAAACGGAGAAAAAAGUAAAAGAAACAAAAGAAGCGAUCGUGUAUGGAGGCAGCACGAAGGAAGGUGAAAAGAAAGACUUAACUGGCCCGUUCCCGGACGCCUACAGCCCGCAGUAUGUUGAGGCAGCGUGGUAUAGCUGGUGGGAGAAGGAAGGAUUCUUUAAACCAGAGUACGGGCGUAAGUUAAAUAAUCCGAAUGGCCAAUUCGUCAUGGUCAUUCCUCCGCCGAACGUUACCGGUUCUUUACAUCUCGGCCACGCGCUUACGAACGCAAUCGAGGACGGCAUUACCCGUUGGCAUCGGAUGAAGGGGCGCACGGCGUUGUGGGUGCCGGGUUGCGAUCAUGCCGGCAUUGCCACGCAGGUGGUGGUAGAGAAAAAGCUGUGGCGCGAACAGCAGCAAACGCGUCACGACCUCGGACGCGAACAGUUCAUCGAUAAGAUCUGGCAGUGGCGCAACGAGAAGGGCGAUCGGAUCUACCAUCAGUUAAAGAGGCUCGGCUCGUCGUUCGACUGGGACCGCGCCUGCUUUACGAUGGACCCGAAACUGUGCAAGGCGGUGACGGAAGCGUUCGUUCGGAUGCACGAGCAGGGUCUAAUCUAUCGCAGCAGCCGGCUAGUGAACUGGUCUUGUACGUUACGGUCGGCCAUCUCCGACAUUGAGGUGGACAAGGUGGAGUUGGCCGGUCGGACACAGCUUUCGAUUCCUGGGUACAGCGAGAAGGUCGAGUUUGGAGUUUUGGUGUCCUUCGCGUACAAGGUGUGCGGUAGUCAGACGGAGGAGAUUGUGGUGGCCACUACUCGUGUGGAAACGAUGCUCGGCGAUACGGCGGUGGCGGUACAUCCGAACGACGAUCGCUACAAGCAUCUCCAUGGAAAGUUUGUGCAGCAUCCGUUUUGUGCCCGUCAGCUUCCGAUUGUGUGCGACGAGUUCGUGGAGCGGGAGUUCGGAACGGGUGCAGUAAAAAUUACUCCGGCGCAUGAUCCUAACGAUUACGAGGUCGGCAAGAGGCACAACCUGCCGUUCGUGACGAUAUUCACCGACGACGGAGUUAUCACUGGCGACUAUGGGCCGUUUACGGGCAUGAAACGGUUUGAUGCGCGAAAGGAGAUUUUGACGGCACUCCAAGAGCGGGGUCUCUAUCGGGACACCAAGGACAAUCCGAUGGUCGUGCCGGUUUGCUCACGAUCGAAGGACAUUGUGGAACCGCUGAUCAAACCGCAAUGGUACGUACGCUGCAGUGAGAUGGCGGCCAGUGCGACGGAAGCGGUCCGUUCCGGGGAACUCAUUAUUACACCCGAGGUGCACCGAAAAACUUGGUACCACUGGAUGGACGAGAUACGCGAUUGGUGCGUUUCUAGGCAGCUCUGGUGGGGCCAUCGGAUUCCGGCCUACCAAGUGGUUUUCAAGGAUCCUUCUCAAGCACCGAGUGAUUUGAGCGACGAAAACCGUUGGUUUGUUGGACGCUCUGAAGCGGAAGCCCUGAGCAAAGCGGCCUCGGCGCUGAAUUUGGAUAAAUCAUGCAUUACGCUGCAGCAGGAUGAAGAUGUGCUGGACACGUGGUUCAGCUCCGGUCUGUUUCCGUUCUCCGUGUUUGGGUGGCCCGAUAACACCGACGAUCUGAAACUGUUCUACCCAACUACGCUGCUGGAAACGGGUCACGACAUUCUUUUCUUCUGGGUCGCCCGAAUGGUGUUUUUCGGUCAAACGCUGCUCGGCAAGCUACCGUUCCGGGAGGUGUUUCUGCAUCCGAUGGUUCGAGACGCUCACGGGCGUAAGAUGUCCAAAUCGCUCGGUAACGUUAUUGACCCGAUGGACGUUAUAUUGGGCAUUUCGCUCGAAGGGCUGCACGAGCAACUGCUCGAUUCAAAUCUUGACCCGCGCGAGGUCGAAAAAGCGAAAGCGGGACAGAAGCAGGACUAUCCGAACGGUAUACCGGAGUGUGGGACGGAUGCACUUCGGUUUGCGCUUUGCGCCUAUAUGACGCAGGCUCGUGAUAUCAAUCUGGACAUCAACCGUGUGCAAGGAUAUCGGUUCUUUUGCAACAAAUUGUGGAACGCCACCAAGUUCGCCCUCAUGUAUUUUUCCGGAACGGACACGUACGAUGUCAUUACAACGCUGAAUGGUGCAGAAGGUGGCAAUAUUGAUCGAUGGAUACUUUCACGGUUAGCUGGGUGUAUAGAGGUUUCAAAUCGAGGCUUCGAGAAGUAUGAGUUCGCUAUGGCGACCAAUGCGUGCUACAAUUUCUGGCUCUACGAUUUGUGCGACGUGUAUUUGGAGUGCUUGAAAAGCGUAUUUCAGACGGGCGACGAACGCUCUCAGAAUAAUGCACGGCGCACACUCUACACGUGUCUCAAUCUCGGCCUGAAACUUCUAUCGCCCUUUAUGCCAUUCAUAACAGAGGAACUCUAUCAGCGGCUGCCUAGAGGUGACCAUCGAACGGUGGCGAGUAUUUGUGUCGCCCCUUACCCAGAACCAGAUGAAUGCUGCUGGAAGGAUGAAUCGAUCGAAAAGGGAUUCGAGUUUGUGCAGAAAACGGCUCGAGACAUACGCUCCGCUCGUAGCGAUUACAAUAUCCCCAACAAGACGAAAACUGAUGCGUACUUCAUUUGCGCGGAUGAAGGCGUACGCAGCGCGCUGGAACGGUUCGGUGGCGAACUGGAAACAAUGGCUUACUCGGCGGUACAUUUCGGCAUGACGCCACCUGCCGGGUGUGCGAUUCUUACCAUCACGGGCCAGUGUGUGGUACACCUGAUGCUCAAGGGUUUGAUCGAGGUGGACAAAGAGAUCGAAAAAAUGGGUAAAAAGCAGGAGACACUAACGCAAACGGUGGCUAAGCUGCAGCAGGCAAUGUCCGUAUCAAACUAUACCAGCAAGGUACCCGAAGAUGUUCGGAAAGCGAACCAAGAAAAGUUGGAUCAGUCGAAGGUGGAAAUCGAGCGACUAAUCGCCGCAAUCGAUACGCUGAAAAUGAUGUAAGAAACAUUUUCGAGCAAAACUAUCACCAAGAAAAGGGUGGCACAGAUUUUAUAUUUAUAUUGUAAUGCUAUCUAAGCCCCUGUGUUUACUUUGGGCAUAAUUUAUCAAAGCAAGUUAUCGC